Messenger RNA from Protomyces lactucae-debilis, 1670 nucleotides. RefSeq names its product ERG1 squalene epoxidase. Lineage: Eukaryota; Fungi; Ascomycota; Taphrinomycetes; Taphrinales; Protomycetaceae. The transcript has a single exon. Bases 36 to 1394 code for a protein of 452 amino acids. Gene Ontology annotation, molecular function: flavin adenine dinucleotide binding; squalene monooxygenase activity. The record is from RefSeq and is a predicted model, not a curated record. Gene Ontology annotation, biological process: ergosterol biosynthetic process. Gene Ontology annotation, cellular component: membrane; endoplasmic reticulum.
CAGUGGACCAGCUACCCAACGACUGACACUCCAGCAUGCAGCGCGAGUACGAAGCCAUCAUUGUCGGCGCAGGUAUCCUCGGCUCAGCACUCGCCACAACACUCGCCCGUCAAGGCCGUCAAGUGCUCCUGAUUGAGCGCGACUUGACGGAACCCGAUCGCAUUGUCGGGGAAUUGCUUCAGCCAGGCGGUGUGGCUGCUUUGCAAAAGCUCGGGUUGCGCGAGUGUCUUGAAGGAAUUGAUGCCAUUCAAGUUCAUGGCUAUCAAUGUAUCUACCAUGCUGAGUCGGUCGGAAUACCUUAUACAAAGGAUAAGACGGAUAAACCGUAUGAAGGUCGCUCCUUCCACCACGGCAAGUUUGUCAUGGCUCUGCGUAAAAGGGCGAGAGCGGAAGAAAAUGUAACAGUGCAUGAAGCAACAGUCUCGAAACUCAUCUCAAACGAUACGUCAGGCGCGAUUCUCGGUGUGAAAACCACUACCGGCGAACACUUCUGGGCGCCCCUAACCGUUGUCGCUGAUGGAUGCUUCUCCAAGUUCCGAUCAGAUUUCAUCAAGCGUAAGCCAACAGUACGGUCAAAUUUCGUUGGGAUGGUUCUGCGUGAUGCAGAUAUCCCGAAUCCCUACCAUGGUCAUGUCAUACUUGGCGAUCACUCACCCGUUCUCGUGUAUCAAAUUGGAACACGCGAUACACGCAUUCUGGUGGAUAUUCAAGGGAAAUUGCCCUCUGCUUCAACAGGUGCACUCAAAAAGUAUCUCCAAGAGACUGUUUUACCAGAUCUACCAAAACAACUACGACCAUCCUUUGAAGCAGCCCUGGAAUCUGAACGGCUACGGUCCAUGCCAAACAGUUUCCUACCUCCCACCACCAAUGCUACACCAGGACUCAUUCUCCUUGGUGAUGCCAUGAAUAUGCGGCAUCCACUAACAGGUGGCGGCAUGACUGUCGCUCUCAAUGAUGUCGUUUUGCUCAGUCAACUGCUAAGCCCGCAGGCCAUUCCCAGUUUCACUGAUAGAGAAGCAAUUCUCAAUGCUAUGCCAACAUUGCAUUGGCGGAGAAAGCGAUUAUCUUCCACCAUCAAUGUCCUUGCACAAGCACUCUACUCCCUCUUUGCAGCAGAUGACGCACGGCUACGUGUCUUGCAGGAAGGCUGUUUCCGCUACUUCCAACUCGGUGGUGAAUGUGUUGCAGGUCCAGUGAGCUUCUUGUCCGGUAUCUCUGAAUCACCGGCUUGGCUGAUUCUUCACUUCUUUGCUGUUGCAUUCUACAGUAUCCUGCUGCAGUUCCGAAAAGCGAGUCUUGCAGCAUGGCCCAAGAAGGCUGUAGAGGGUGCAGGUGUGUUGUAUAAAGCGUGUGAGGUACUCCUCCCAGUCUUGGUGAGUGAGAUGAAAUGGUGAUUGUAGAUUUAGACACAGAGACAUGUAGCGAUUAAUGAAAGAUUGUAUCAUUUUGCUUCGGUGCGUCGUCUGAUGUAUGCUGCAACAGCCGUCUGUCCGCCAUCGCCAACGAAGAACAUGCGUCGUCCAGGAUGUUCAUACACCAAAACACCAAUAUCCCUUGCAUACUGCAGUGCUUCCUCAAAUUCAACACCCGUCUUGAAGUCUCGAAAGAGGUAUCCUGGUGUUGCUUUCAAUCGAUUCUUCUCGAGCUCCCAGAGACGAAUCUGAUCCACA